CUACCGAAGAACGCUCGCAGUUAACCCCACCGGCGGUGACCCGACUCGACCUCCAAACCAAAACUCUCAGUCCUCUAACCAUUUUGGCGGAGCACCGGACUCCGGAACUCGAAAGCUUCGGAUCUGUGCAAAAUGCCUUUCUGGCAGAAGAGCGGCGCGUCAGCGUCGUCAUCAACGGCGACGAACUCGCCAACGACGCUGAACCGGGAUCGGAAUCACGUGAGCGGUCACGUGAGCCAGGGCUCGGUCUCUUCGGUGGCGAAAUCGCUGCUGCCCACUAGGAGAAGGUUGAAGCUUGAUCCGCCGAAUAAGCUCUAUUUCCCUUAUGAACCUGGCAAGCAGGUCAGAAGUGCAAUCAGGAUAAAGAAUACUAGUAAAUCUCAUGUAGCAUUCAAGUUUCAAACAACUGCACCAAAAAGUUGCUUCAUGCGCCCUCCUGGUGCUGUACUUGCUCCUGGUGAAAGCAUCAUAGCAACUGUCUUCAAAUUUGUGGAGCAUCCAGAGAACAAUGAGAAGCCAACGGAUCAAAAGUGCAAGGUUAAGUUUAAGAUUAUGAGUUUGAAGGUGAAAGGACCUAUGGAAUAUGUACCAGAAAUGUUUGACGAGCAAAAGGAUCAGAUUUCAGUUGAGCAAAUUCUUAGGGUUGUAUUCUUGGAUAUUCAACGCCCAUCUCCUCAAUUGGAGAAAUUGAAGCGCCAACUUGCUGAAGCUGAAGCAGCGCUUGAAUCACGUAAGAAGCCUGCUGAGGACACUGGUCCCCAAAUUGUUGGUGAAGGUCUCGUCAUCGAUGAAUGGAAAGAACGGAGAGAAAGGUACCUUGCCCAGCAGCAAGUUGAAGGAGUUGAUUCUGUGUAAAGUUUGGCUUGCUGUUGUUGUUCUGCUUUAAUGAAAUCAUUUAAUGGUGAAAUGGAUAACUUGGGGAGUAUUUCGAUGGGGGUAAUCUGGAAACAAUAAUGAGCUUUGGUAGUAUUAGCCUUUGAGAUUGUGGUGCUGGAAUUAGGAAUAUAAUACUGCUUGUAGAUAAUGGGAUUUUGUCUAUUAAGAAAUAAAUUAUUUUGACCAUA
This is a messenger RNA of Asparagus officinalis (garden asparagus), 1064 nucleotides long. Its product is annotated as vesicle-associated protein 4-2-like. Lineage: Eukaryota; Viridiplantae; Streptophyta; Magnoliopsida; Asparagales; Asparagaceae. The coding region runs from base 133 to 855 and encodes 240 amino acids. Gene Ontology annotation, biological process: endoplasmic reticulum membrane organization. Gene Ontology annotation, cellular component: plasma membrane; endoplasmic reticulum membrane. The transcript has 7 exons. The record is from RefSeq and is a predicted model, not a curated record.